AGUUAUUCUGAGUGACGGCCCUUGCAAGCGCUUCUGAGUGGUUAUCAUGGGCUUCAUUGCCUUUCUGAAGACCCAGUUCAUAGUUCAUCUCCUCAUUGGGUUUGUUUUCGUUGUGAGUGGACUGAUCAUUAACUUCAUUCAACUAUGCACGCUAGUCCUCUGGCCCAUAAACAAGCAGUUUUAUCGCCGAGUAAACUGUCGCCUUGCCUAUUCGCUGUGGAGCCAGUUAGUCAUGUUGCUGGAAUGGUGGUCGGGCACAGAGUGCACCUUGUUCUCCGACCAAGCUACGGUGGAUACCUUUGGGAAGGAGCACGUCAUCAUCAUCUUGAACCACAACUUUGAAAUCGACUUCCUGUGCGGCUGGACUAUGACAGAGCGCUUUGGAGUGCUGGGGAGUUCCAAAGUUCUUGCUAAAAGAGAACUAUUAUAUGUGCCCCUAAUCGGCUGGACGUGGUACUUCCUUGAGAUCGUCUUCUGCAAAAGAAAAUGGGAAGAAGACAGAGACACAGUAAUUGAAGGAUUAAAACGCUUGUCUGAUUAUCCUGAAUAUAUGUGGUUUCUCCUGUACUGUGAAGGAACUCGUUUUACAGAGACAAAGCAUCGUAUCAGUAUGGAGGUAGCUGAAUCCAAGGGGCUGCCGAAGCUGAAAUAUCAUCUGUUGCCCAGAACCAAAGGUUUCACCACUGCUGUCCAGUGUCUCAGGGGAACAGUUUCAGCAGUGUAUGAUGUAACGCUAAAUUUCAGAGGAAACAAGAACCCGUCUUUAUUAGGAAUUCUUUAUGGAAAGAAAUAUGAAGCAGAUAUGUGUGUAAGGAGAUUUCCUCUGGAAGAUAUCCCUCAAGAUGAAAAGGAAGCUGCAAACUGGCUUCAUAAGCUUUACCAAGAAAAGGAUGCUUUGCAAGAGAUGUAUAAUCAAGAAGGCGUUUUCCCUGGCCAGCAGUUUAAACCUCCUAGAAGACCGUGGACUCUCCUAAACUUUCUCUUCUGGGCCACAGUUCUCCUGUCUCCUCUCUUCACAUUCGGCUUUGGAGUUUUUGCAAGUGGAUCACCUCUUCUUAUCCUUGCGUUCCUGGGAUUUGUUGGAGCAGCUUCCUUUGGAGUUCGUAGACUGAUAGGAGUAACUGAAAUAGAAAAAGGCUCCAGCUAUGGCAACCAAGAAUUCAAGAAAAAGGAGUAACUGACAGCUGCAGUUCAGCACAUGUAACCAGACUGUGGUAUCCAAUUAACUUCAGUU
Molecule: messenger RNA, 1234 nt
Organism: Tinamus guttatus (white-throated tinamou)
Lineage: Eukaryota; Metazoa; Chordata; Aves; Tinamiformes; Tinamidae
Source: RefSeq, a predicted model, not a curated record